AUGCCAAUUUGCCAAAGCCGUGCCUGCGUCGACAACCCGAAGGAGACCGACGUUUUCAGCGCAGCUCGAUCUCUGUCCCAUCCUCCAUCUGUUGUAACUCUUGACGGUUCACCUCGCGGGUUCGCGUGUCUAUCUGAAGCCACGCCUUCUCUUCAGUUGCUGCAGUUGACGGAGCAUGGUCGGGGUCUUCUGGCUUCCAGAAGGAAAUCCCUUCUUCUUGCCACCGGCAUCUUAGUUGCUGGCGGCACUGCUGCAUAUGCUCAUUCCCGUUUUAGCAAACAGAAGUCCAAUACUUUUGGUCAUUUUAAUGGGAUUGACAAUGACCAAGAAAAAUCAAAUAAGGCUGGCAGAGGUCAGGAAAGUGGAAAAAAAGCUAGUCAAAAGAAAGGUGGAUUGAAGUCACUGCAGGUCCUUACAGCCAUUCUUCUAUCCAAGAUGGGCCAGAUGGGUGCAAGGGACCUUUUGGCUCUAAUUGGUAUAGUGAAUAUGGCAUACUACAAAAUUUCCCAUGUUGAUGGGCGCAUAUCUAAUCCAGAGCAACGGAUCGCAAGUGAUGUGCCAAGGUUCUGUUCAGAAUUGAGCGAUCUUGUGCAGGAUGAUUUGACAGCUGUAGCAGAUGGCCUGCUUUAUACCUGGCGCCUAUGUUCUUAUGCUAGCCCAAAAUACGUUUUUUGGAUUUUGGCAUAUGUAAUGGGGGCAGGGGCCAUGAUCAGAAAUUUCUCUCCUGCUUUUGGGAAACUAAUGUCCAUAGAGCAACAACUGGAAGGAGAAUAUCGGCAGGUCCAUUCUCGGUUGAGGACUCAUGCAGAAAGUAUAGCAUUUUAUGGCGGAGAAAAGAGAGAAGCAUCUCAUAUUCAGCAGAAGUCUCAAAAUCUGGUGAAGCACAUGAGAGUUGUCCUUCAUGACCAUUGGUGGUUUGGAAUGAUCCAAGACUUCUUGUUGAAAUAUCUAGGCGCUACAGUUGCUGUUAUCUUGAUUAUUGAACCUUUCUUUGCUGGUGACCUUAGACCCGAUACUUCAACUCUGGGACGUGCUGAAAUGUUGAGCAAUUUGAGAUACCAUACCAGUGUCAUCAUAUCCUUGUUUCAAUCUCUUGGUACACUGUCUAUAAGUUCAAGACGGCUCAAUCGUCUCAGUGGUUAUGCAGACCGCAUUCAUGAAUUAAUGGUCAUAUCAAGAGAGCUAAGCGGUGCCAACGAAAAAUAUUCUUCUCGAGGAAAUGGAAACCAAAUUUUCAGUGAAGCUAAUUUCAUACAAUUUUCUAAUGUCAAGGUUGUUACCCCGACUCAAAAUGUUUUGGUGGAGGAUUUAACUUUAACGGUUGAAUCAGGGUCAAAUCUUUUGAUUACAGGACCAAAUGGCAGUGGGAAAAGUUCGCUUUUUCGAGUUCUAGGAGGCCUGUGGCCACUUGUAUCCGGCCAUAUUGCAAACCCUGGCGUUGGUUCUGACCUUAAUAAGGAGAUAUUCUACGUGCCGCAACGACUGUACACCGCUUUUGGCACACUUCGUGACCAGCUGAUUUAUCCUCUUACGGAAGAUCCAGAAGUUGAUCUGGAGUAUCUGUUGGACCGUUAUCCACCAGAGAAAGAGAUAAAUUGGGGUGAUGAAUUAUCUUUGGGGGAGCAGCAGAGAUUAGGGAUGGCUAGGCUAUUCUACCACAAGCCUAAGUUUGCAAUUCUUGAUGAGUGCACAAGUGCUGUGACAACCGAUAUGGAGGAACGGUUUUGUGCUAAAGUUCUGGCUAUGGGAACAUCAUGCAUAACCAUUUCACAUAGGCCUGCAUUGGUUGCGUUUCAUGAUGUGGUUUUGUCCCUGGAUGGUGAAGGGGGCUGGAGCGUGCACUACAAGAGGAAGCUGUUCUGUUGUACUGAACAUAAAAGAUGCAGGGAUGAUUCUCCUGUCCUCACUGAAGCUGGAAGCAAUAGGGUUAUGUCUUCUGAGACAGAACGCCAGAGUGAUGCAAUGGCUGUCCAGCGAGCAUUUGCUACCAACGCAAAGGACUCUGCAUUUUCAAAAACAAAGGCACAGUCAUAUGUAUCAGAGGUGAUUGCAAGAUCUCCUUCUACUGACAAUCUUAGUUCAUUGCCUCUUGUCCCACAACUUAAGAGUUCACCGAGGAUAUUGCCAUUGAGAGUAGCUGCCUUAUUCAAAGUAUUGGUACCAACAGUGCUUGAUAAACAAGGUGCACAACUUCUUGCGGUUGCUGUUCUUGUAUUAUCAAGAACAUGGGUAUCAGAUCGUAUUGCCUCGUUGAACGGAACCACUGUGAAGUAUGUCCUAGAGCAGGACAAGGCAUCUUUCACUCGGCUUAUUGGUGUUAGUGUCCUGCAAAGUGCUGCAUCUUCCUUCAUUGCACCUUCUUUGAGUAUAUGGCUCAAACAGAUAUGUGAGAUUGGAAGUAGGGACAUUUGGUAUAAAUUAAUUGUUUUUCAUCAUCUGACAGCAAGGCUAGCCCUUGGGUGGAGGAUACGCCUGACACAGCAUCUACUGAAGAAUUAUCUUAGAAACAAUGCGUUCUACAAGGUUUUCAACAUGUCAAGCAGAAACAUAGAUGCUGACCAGAGGAUAACUACUGAUCUUGAAAAGUUAACUACUGAUUUGUCAGGAUUAGUCACUGGAAUGGUAAAGCCAUCUGUUGACAUUCUCUGGUUCACCUGGCGAAUGAAGCUUUUGACGGGUCGGAGGGGUGUUGCCAUAUUGUAUGCUUACAUGUUACUAGGUUUGGGUUUCUUAAGGACUGUGACUCCUGACUUUGGCGACCUGACUAGUCAACAACAACAGCUAGAAGGAACCUUUAGAUGGAUAUACAUGAAUAGCUCCUUGUUGCCUGCCUGUUUUUUGCCUUCAUCUUCGGAGUCCAAAUGUUUGCUUACUACUGAUGAAGUUGAUGUUCAAUCAGGGGUAUCUGCAUCUGAUGCCAUAUUGCCAUCAAAAAGCAGCAAUCUUCAUUCUGAAGACAACAUUUCAUUCUAUAAAGUGGACAUCAUUACCCCAGCACAGAAAUUGCUUGCCAGGAAGUUUACAUGUGAUAUUGUACCUGGAAAGAGCUUACUUGUUACUGAUCAGAGAUCAGGUGACUCGACCCACCUAGACAUGCACCUGAAAACUAUUCUUGAGAACGUCAGAUUAAAUUACCUUCUGGAGAGGGAGGGAGGUAGUUGGGAUGCUAACAAAAAUUGGGAAGAUGUCCUUUCUCUGGGAGAACAACAGAGAUUGGGCAUGGCACGAUUAUUCUUCCACAAGCCCCUGUUUGGCAUUCUCGACGAGUGCACUAAUGCCACGAGUGUUGAUGUCGAGGAACACUUGUAUAGGCUUGCGGCUGAUAUGGGUAUAACUGUUGUCACUUCCUCGCAACGUCCUGCUCUUAUUCCAUUCCAUUCGUUGGAAUUGCGGCUUAUCGAUGGUGAGGGUUUGGUGGGGUGCAGCCUUCAACAUUCUGAAAGGUGUUUGAAGACAGACAUUACAAUAAACCAAGUCUUAUUAGGCAGGAAACCUUCGGGGAUUCCCAUUUUCUUGGUUGAAGUUAUGAACGAAUGCUCGUCGGCGUGCACCAUCGCAAACGUCUGCUUCCACUGUGGCAAAUUCAGCUCCGACAAUCGGAUAAGACCAAAAAUCUUCAAGCGGCUCGACUAUGACGACUGCUUGGUGAAUAACGGGACAGCCCUCACCCCCGGUCAGGUCCUCUCGUUCAAGUACUCCACCACCUGCAUGUACCCCCUCUCCGUUUCAAAUCUCGACAUCUCUUGCUACACCUGA
Messenger RNA from Eucalyptus grandis, 3756 nucleotides. Its product is annotated as ABC transporter D family member 1-like. Lineage: Eukaryota; Viridiplantae; Streptophyta; Magnoliopsida; Myrtales; Myrtaceae. The transcript has 24 exons. Gene Ontology annotation, cellular component: peroxisomal membrane. Gene Ontology annotation, biological process: very long-chain fatty acid catabolic process; long-chain fatty acid import into peroxisome; fatty acid beta-oxidation. Gene Ontology annotation, molecular function: long-chain fatty acid transmembrane transporter activity; ABC-type transporter activity; ATP hydrolysis activity. Bases 1 to 3756 code for a protein of 1251 amino acids. The record is from RefSeq and is a predicted model, not a curated record.